Molecule: messenger RNA, 816 nt
Organism: Penicillium angulare
Lineage: Eukaryota; Fungi; Ascomycota; Eurotiomycetes; Eurotiales; Aspergillaceae
Product: carbonic anhydrase family protein
Exons: 2
Coding region: 1-816 (271 amino acids)
Molecular function (GO): carbonate dehydratase activity; zinc ion binding
Source: RefSeq, a predicted model, not a curated record
AUGAAGUUCUCUGCUGUCCUUCCUUUCAUCGCUGCCGCUUCGGCCUCUUGCCUUCGUGGCACCUCCCUUAUGCCCCGUGCCGCUGAUGGCACCGUUGAGGCUAACUCCUUCAACUACACCAACCUCGGUGGCCCUCUGAACUGGUACGGUUUGGACAGCGCCAACAGCGCUUGCUCCACCGGCAAGUUCCAGUCUCCCAUCAACAUUGAGACUGACGAGAUCUCCUACGCUGCCGCCAACUCGGUUCACUUCCACGUCCCCAAGGCCGACAAUGCUAAGUUCGAGAACCUUGGCUCCGGCCUCGAGGUUGUUCUGACCAACGGUACUCUGUCUGCCAACGGCACCUCGUACAAGCUUGCUCAGUUCCACUUCCACACUCCUAGCGAGCACCGCAUCAACAACGAGUACUACCCCAUGGAGGUUCACUUCGUCUUCGAGAACACUGCUGGUGCCAUUGCUGUUGUUGGCUUUGUCUUCGAGCUCUCCCAGUUCGGUUACUCCACUCCUCUCUUCGACUCUGUCUUCGCUCACAUCGAUGACAUUGCCACCCCUGGUACCUACACCAAGACCGACCAGCUGGACUUCUCUGGCCUGACCCAGCACCUGAACUCCCACGGUAUCUACCAGUACUCCGGCUCUCUGACCACCCCUCCUUGCUCCGAGAGCGUUGCCUGGUUCCUGAGCACCGAGCCCCUCCCCCUGAACGUCCAGAGCUACAACGCUGUCAAGCACAUUCUGAAGUACAACGCUCGUUACACCCAGAACGCCCUUGGCCAGGACAACCUUCUGGAGGUUGCCGCUAAGGAGCUGAACUAA